This is a messenger RNA of Pteronotus mesoamericanus, 6362 nucleotides long. It is a transcript of the gene DENND11, whose product is annotated as DENN domain containing 11. The record is from RefSeq and is a predicted model, not a curated record. The transcript has 9 exons. Bases 9 to 1376 code for a protein of 455 amino acids. NCBI's taxonomy places the organism in Eukaryota, Metazoa, Chordata, Mammalia, Chiroptera, Mormoopidae. Gene Ontology annotation, cellular component: cytoplasm.
GCUUCGCCAUGGUGGAGCGAGGCGACGCGGCGCCGCUGCUGCGCUGGGCCGAGGGCCCCGCCGUCUCCCCGCCGCAGGCCCCGGAGCUGCAGGCUGGAGGCCGGGGCUGGGGCGGCGGCGGGGGCGGCCGGGUGGCCGCGGAGCAGCGCAGGAGGCGGGAGACCGAGGAGCUGGGCGCCUCCGAGGUGCUGCUGCAGCCCGGGCGCCUGGAGCUGGGCGACGUGGAGGAGGACCAGGUGGUGGCCGUGUUCGUGGUCACCUUCGAUCCCCGCUCGGGAAAUAUGGUAGAAUGGUGUCUACCUCAAGAUAUUGACCUUGAAGGCGUUGAGUUCAAGUCUAUGGCCAGUGGGUCCCAUAAAAUCCAGUCUGAUUUCAUCUAUUUCCGGAAGGGACCCUUCUUCGGCCUGGCCUGCUUCGCCAACAUGCCCGUGGAGAGCGAGCUGGAGCGGGGAGCGCGCAUGAAGUCUGUGGGCAUCCUGUCUCCGUCCUACACCCUGCUUUACCGGUACAUGCACUUCUUGGAGAACCAGGUUCGACACCAGUUGGAGACGCCGGGACAUUACUCCCAUCUGGCUGCCUUCUAUGAGGACAAGAAGGGGGUGCUCCAUGCCGGUCCCGGGAGAGGUGGCGGCCUGCCCCCCGUCUACUGGCUGCCGUCCAUCCACCGGUACAUGUACCCUGAGAUGAAGAUCACACACCCAGCUGGCUGCAUGUCUCAGUUCAUUAAGUUCUUUGGAGAACAGAUCCUCAUCCUUUGGAAAUUUGCUUUACUUCGAAAGCGCAUUUUGAUAUUUUCUCCCCCUCCUGUGGGCGUCGUGUGCUACAGAGUGUACUGCUGCUGCUGCCUGGCCAACGUCUCGCUGCCUGGCAUUGGGGGCACCAUUCCCGAGUCCAAGCCUUUCUUCUACGUGAACGUGGCUGACAUCGAGAGCCUGGAGGUGGAGGUGUCCUACGUGGCCUGCACCACAGAGAAGAUUUUCGAGGAGAAGCGGGAGCUGUACGAUGUCUACGUGGAUAACCAGAACGUGAAGACGCACCACGGCCACCUGCAGCCCCUGCUGAAGAUCAACAGCGCCGACCGGGAGAAGUACCGGCGGCUCAACGAGCAGAGGCAGACGCUGCUGUACUCCCAGGAGGUGGAUGGGGACUGCGGCCCCUGUGAAGAGGACCUGUUUGUGCUGUUUUUCCUAGAGCAAAACAACCGGAUAUUCCAGACUUUGCUGGAGGUGUCCGCCAGUCAAGACAAAACCCUGACAGCCGAGCACGCCCGGGGCAUGGGCCUGGACCCCCAGGGAGACCGCAGCUUCCUCAUGGACCUGCUGGAGGCCUACGGCAUCGACGUCAUGUUGGUCAUCGACAACCCCUGUUGCCCGUAGGAGGAGCAAGCUGGGCUGGUGAGCCGCUCUCAUGAGGGACUUGAGCCUGGCCCCAGAAGGCUCAUUUUUUACGAAGGGGACACAAAGGAAUACUGUUUAUAUCCCCCACCAAAUGUACUUUUGGCAGUCUCCAUGCUUCCGUGCUCCGGAGAGGGAAGAUGAGACUGCCGUGGUUUUGGGUCCUGCUUUGCAGGACGCCGGCGUCCGCCCCGCUCCUGCAGGGUCUGCCUGGUUUGGUCUUCGGCGUUCUUUUCAACGUUCAUUCUCUCACCUCCCUGUUGAGUGACUUGAGAUGUGGCGAAGGCCCUGUGGCAGUAGGAGCGGGCUGAGCUCCGGACGCACUGGGGCGGACUGUUUGGGAAGUCCGUGUGGUCUGCGUCCCUUGAUGUACUCAGAAUGGGACCGCUGUCUUCCCAGAGUGGCCUUGGAUGUCCAUCUCACUGAUGGCGGAAGCUAGACCGUGACCUUUCAAGGUUUUUAUCAGUUCUGGGAGCCCCAUCUUGGGAUCGGAUCCAUUUUCCUGUUUAUGAGGACAAACUGGUGUUGUUUUGUGAGUAGAGACCUCGAAGUGGGACAAGGGGAUGUUCCUGACACCAAGUACGAGCUUCUCUAAGGACAGGGUGGCAGGGAGAGGUCGCUUGUCGGUCAGCUGACAACUGACAUUGUAGCAUGGAGCCUUGAAAUUUGCCUCCAAGUUGAUGGCGGCCACUCAGUGUAAUACUCCUCGUUCUCAGAGUCUCCCCCGAAACCCUUGGUUGGCAAAUUGCCAAGGGCCAGCGCUGGCCCUGGAGUUUGUGAGCAAAUUCAUUUUCCAACUGAGUCUCCUUUAAGGGCUAACCAUCCUCUUGGAAUCCUUUGGGUAUUUCUAAAGGAAGAUGGAGGAACUGGGGUGCAGGGUAGAGAAGAGGUGUCUUCAUCCGGAUGAGCCCUCGGGUGGCGUUACAGCAGGGUCCCUGGGUGGGGACAGAGUCGCGGGACGCGGUAGUCUAGCCGGGAGCUGAGCGGGUGGCUUGGGACGCUGGGUGUGUUGACGAGACUGUGCAUCAGCUCGGAGCCUCGCAAACGUCUCCUGCGCAGAGAGGAUGCUCCUUGAGCUAAGUAAGUGGGCCAGGGACCCAGCAGGUGUGCUAGAGAGCGACUGUGACCGUGCCUUCGCCCAGCAAUGUGGUCAGGAGCCCCAUGCGUCAGGGAUGAGUUUCUGCCCUCCUCCAAAAGGUGGUGGUCUGGCCACCUCCCCACGGUCCCCGCUUGUUCCCUUUGGCUGGGCGUGCGCUGGGUGUCAGCAUGGCUGAGGCGGUGACUGUGAACCGCAGGAAGCCGGCUCCUUCGAGUAGAGCCUUGGGGCCAUGAUUUAGGGUUUUGACUUGGGAUGCUAGGUCACUGGUGAUGAGUAGUGCCUCCCCCUCCACCCUUCCUGCGCAGAGGCUCCCAGAGUGGCUGUCAGCCAACCGGUGCCUGUGAGCAGGCCCCCGCCAGGCCGGCAAACACAGCAGAGGGGUAACCUCCAAACGGGCGGAUCACGUGUCUGAUCGCAAGACUAGCUUUUUAGGGCUUAUUGCUUUACUCAAACAUAUUUUCACAGUAGCUCCAUAAUCCAGAACUCAGGUCCACAGAGAUUCAUGUGCAGAACUGCAGAGAGACAUGGAUCCGUCAAGGUAGCACCGGUUACGUAAAUACAUAAGUACGUUCGGGCACUGAAAGGCAAACUGCACAACUAAUGCGUUUCUCUCCUCUGCCGUGUGGGCUUAGCACCCUGUUGGUAACACACACGCUUACAAAAGAGAAAGCUCUGUGUGUAGGAGCUGAAGCUUCACUGCUCUUUUCCUUGAAGGGGAACCUUUCCCUCUUGCCUCUCAGAGCGGCCUAGGGGGCUCAAGUCCCGGCUGUUCAUGGUGCCCAGAAGGUUCAAGGGUUCCUUACAUGGGGGGCGGGUGAUCAGAGGGGGGGUCGGGGUGAAAGGGCGGGUCGGAUUCUCUCAGAGGACACAGGCCGACCCUCUGGCUGUGGGAUCGGGCAAUCUGUUGGAAGGAUGCUCCUUUUAAGCACUCCUGCCGCAGUUUGCACGCGGACGCUCGGCGUCUGUGGUUUGUGACUCCGAGCUCCAAGUGCUGAGGCGUAGGCAGUGGGGUGAGGAGGGGCUCCCUGCAGUUCCCUUUGAGCGUGGGCUCCUCUAGGCCCCGCACCGCUGUAGGCAGCUGUCUGUCUGGCACGUCCGCGCAUCCACCCUGGUGCUCGUGCACGGGCGCUGGGGGCUGGGCGGGGCACGUACCCCCAAAGCAGAACGCGUGUGUCCCCUCCCUUUGCUCCCUCCCUGCACUGCAGCUUCCCCGCGAGGCCGGGAACCCAGGGUGGCGCCACCUGCGCCUGGCUGCCCAGCCUGCUCCCUGGCUCUCGGGUGACCUUUGUCCGGUGUGGGGUGUGUCAUCUCCCGAGUACUUCUUGCCUUGAUCGAGAUACGGAGGUCACCUCCUGAGGGCUUCCUUCGAACCUGACUCCCCUGUCCCCCUGCCUUCCCCCCGGUGCCUCAGGUGGGCAGCCCAGCCCGGCAUCAUUUGCCACCCAUUUUCUAGAAGGGGAAUGAGAUUGGGGCGCACCGGGCAGCAGUCCCUGCGCAAUGGCAGCAGGAGCUGGCAGCCACGUGGAUGUGGUUUUCCGUCCCUGUUGACAGUUUCUGAGAAACCACCCACUUUGGUUUGGAAGAUGCUGGUGAGCAUCCUCUGAGGCCCUGCCUUCCAGGUCUGGAAGCUCUGGGGGGCCAGCGGUGACUCUUGUGACUCGGGCCCCCCGGGAGGGGUUGGAAACUGCACAUGGGCGGGGUCCCUUGACUGAGGGGCGUUGCUGGAGCGCACCCUCCCCUGUCGCAGCUGCUGGGCCCCCUGGGGAAUCCCAGCCUGCCCUACUGUCAUGCUGGGAGCUGUGUGCCCGCCUGGGAACAGCACCCACCUGCCACCUGGCUUGCCCUCUUGUCCUGAGACCGUGUUCGAAGAAGUUGCGGGUGGCAGGAGUCCUUGUGGGCCUAGAAGCCAGCCUCGGGGUUUACGGAGGUCAAAGUGGGUUUCCCUGGGUCUGCCAGCUUGGAGGAUGGGGGUGGCCAGCCGCUGUGACAGUACCAGGUCCUCCAGCUUGGGGCUCGCUCUUUGGCGGGGGUCAGGAAUGGCAGGGCUUCUCUCCCACCAAUUAGAAAGAGUGGGCCAAGUCCACGGCUGAGAAUUCGCUUUGGCUCUCGUCAAGCGCGGCGCCUGCUCAGGCCUCGUGCGGGUCUGUCCCAGGGCAAGCGGCGCAGCUGGGCCCAUGCCGCGUCCUCUGAGAACUGCGACGGCCGUGACCCAAAGGCACUCCCUCCACGCCCACCGUCCCUUACGGCGCCCCUUCUUCCAUUCGGCUGCGGAAGGGACGCCGAAUCCACCCGAGUACUGGUGGAAGUAACUGAGCAUAGGAAUUUGCAUCUGUACCUUAGCCUUGUUUCCUUUCACAGGAGAGUCAAGAUGGGAAAUUGAAGUGUAGCACCGGCGCAGGUAAUUCUAAAUACGACGUGGUAGGAUUCAUUUAUCGGUGUAACGACCUGCGAUCUUUCAGCUAGAAGGUAAAGAUCAAUUAAAUCAUGGCCGAACAACUGCUUUUCCUCCUGGUGGCGAUGAGGACGAACUGGCUAUUUGUCUUGAUACACUGAAAGCCCUUCAAAUACAAUAAAAAUGUGAGAUAAUUCACCUUUAAACUGAGGCCUUUAGGGAACCUUCUGCAAAGGGCAGUAAUGAAUUAACCUUUUAACGGAAGUACAGGAACCCUCCAGGUAGAGGCUGGGACCUCAGGGACCAUUGUUUUUGUUUUUGUUUUUGUUUUUUUGAUGAAACUACAUAGCCCAGGGACCGGAUGAGAUGCUUUCUCCAGGCCCGGGGCAGCGCCUCCUCGCAGAGGUGAGGGAGGGGGUGAAACCAGAAGGCUGCAUUCUGACCGUGAACUUGCCUGAGCGUGAUGACGGCUCUGAGAGAGCAGGGAGGCUCACCCCCGGACCGGGGACCGGGGACGCCGCGCGCCCAGCUCUAUCUCCCUGUGGGGUUCCUCGCGAGGGGGCUGGGAGUUGGAGGAAGGUCCAGGCCAUGGCUCCCCCCUGCCCUUCUCUGCUCCCUCCAGUGUCCCGCUGGGCGAGGGCCCUGCGGACCAGAGGCUUCCGGGAAAGCCCUUUUCUGAUUCAGGGAGGGGACGACAAGGAGUGGCGGGCUCCUUUUACUCCCAGGUGAUGGACUUCUAAUGUUCCAUUUGUGUUACUAAUAUACCUCUGUUCCCAGGAGCUGUUGGAGCGUGGAAUGUUAGGGGGAAAGGCUAACUGUGAAUUAAGUUCGUGUUUUUCUUAUGAGAAAUGGAAGUUUAUUUUUGUAUCAUUAUUAGUGUGAUGACAUGAGUUUGCAGAUGUUGAAGUGGAAAGACAUCUCUAAGCUGUAAUUUUAGGAGAAAUGGGCAGUUUUAGAAUUUGGAAGACACUGAGACCCCAUAAAAGUGUUAUGACUUCAGUGUUUCGGAGAGUGAAUAGAGACUGUGAUUCUUCAGGAGACAAACCUGACACUCCUAGGGAGGAUGACAUGUAGUCCCCAACCUUAGGUAAGACUCUCAUACAAAAAGGGGGUAAAUGUGGGAAAUAGUUUUAUAACUAGCACUUUCGUUCACUUUUGGAGUUGGAAGAGAGGCGGUUGGAUGAAGCUGCACGUUCAGAAAGGAAAUCAGGACUUUCUAGCGCUACUGAAUAUAUGAAUAAUAAUGGAGAAGCUCUGCUUUCAUUUCUUUAGUUUAUUCUAGAAGCUCAGCAUAGCAUGGCCUUUCAGAGGUAAUAGGAUCUAAAUUCAGAAAAUUGACUUAAUCGCUGUAGCAGGAGGUACAUGGGAUCACGUGUUUGCUGUAGAACGCCCACCUAGACUAAGGAUCCGUUUACUCGCUUUCUGAGGACAGUUAGGGAUGCGGGGGACGCAGGGGUCGGGGGUAGGGCGUUAUAAA